GGAGAGAUGGGCAAGUUCAGACAAGCUAGUGCCUGGGACUUGUCGUCAGCCAUCCGGGAUGAACUCAUUGUGAUUUGCAGAGCACUGUAAUUGGCUCCACCGCCAAGGAGUCCUGGUUAUGAACGAUACAGACUCUUCUCCAUUUCCCUCAUAAUCCUCUGCUGUUUGCGGUUAUUGCAAAGGAACGGGAACGUUCUAAUACCUUCUGAUACGUAUCCAUGGGUCCAUUAAAUACACUGCAUCGAGCCGAGCGCCCCUCAUUCUUUGAAGUCCGGGGUAGACUCUAUCCCAUCCUUGUGGAUCGGAUGUAAUCAAUCUUGUCCCAUCUCGCUAUCUCCUUCAUUCUCCUAGUAUCUCUAGUGACCAAAAUCCCAUCUUGACGGCCAUGUUUCUCACGUUUGAAUCAUCUCAAAAGAGCGAGAAAAGUCCACGCAACCCAAAACAUUCAAAGAGAAGUACACGCUCAAGUCGACGAGGAUCUCAACCGCGUGCCUGUGCAUCUUGUCGCCACCGCAAGAUCAAAUGUGAUGGCGAGAAACCUUGCGAAGCUUGUCGAUGGUACAGGAAGCCUGAGUUGUGUACCUACCCAGAGCGACAUGAUUCUCAAAAUUCACCAAGCCACUCAAAUGUUCACUCAGAUAAGCCAACAACAGUUCCAGCUGACUACCGGAACACAUUGGCAAGGCUGUUUCCUGACACUACCCCUGAGAACAUCGCCCACUUAUCAAGGGAUGAACUCUUGGCUUUGAUGUCUAUUGAUGGAUCACAAUAUGCUCAGCCCCAAGAUUCACCUGCAAAUGUUCCUUCAGUUGGGACAAAGGCUUCCACUUUAUCAAUGGAAAGACCCGACCUGGAAUCUUUGCAUUCAAUACCAGGAGAACAGCUCGAAGAAAAUCAGAGUUCUGGCACCUCGGAAUCGAUUGGGCACAUCUCAGAUGACGUGAAUGCUUUAUCCUUAACAAACCGCCAUCCCACAUCAUAUCUAGGAGUAUCAUCUAUUCAAGCCGCGCUCAAGGUGAUCGCGUGGCUCCACCCAGAAUUCGAAGCCUACUUUUCUCUCGCCUUGAGCAAGGAGCAAAGCGGCCAGCAAAAUAGUGUGUCACCUCAGUCCUUGGUUCCACCCGUCUCAUGCCCUCCACCAACCGAAAUGGAGAUGCUGGAUGCAUACUUUACCAAUUUCCAUCCGUUCGCACCACUAUUGGAUGAAGAAAACUUUCGAAAAACCUAUCUCGAUGGCCAGCGUAGAGACAACCGAUGGCUAUCAUUGUCGAAUAUCGUUCUCGCGUUGGGAAAUAUUGCAGCGUCAGGAUCCGGUGCAGAUAACCAGAUACAUUAUGCAUAUUUCCAGCGUGCAAUGAGUCAAUUGAAUCUGAGCUCGCUUGGAACUCCCAGCCUUGAAGUCACCCAGGCACUGGGUCUUAUGGGUGGGUGGUAUUGUCACUAUAUCAGCCAGCCAAACUUGGGAUAUUCUCUGAUGGGCGCUGCUAUGCGAAUGGCAAUCUCGUUGGGUCUGCAGCGGGAGCCAUACGACAGCCAUAUAUCCGUGAAUCCUUCGAGGUCGAGAGCGCAAGAAUCAAAACGCCGUGUCUGGUGGUCACUUUGUUGCUUGGAAAUAUGGGGUCUUGAGACACUCGGCCGACCGAGCAUGGAUUGCUUUGGUCCUGGCAUUACCGUCAACCUCCCCAACCUACUGGACAAGGAAAAUUAUACAAAGAUUCUGGCUUUGACCGAAAAUGUCCAAUUUGUGCGAAUCGCUACGAAAAUCCACGGAUUACUUGCCUCCCUCCCAACAACAAAAUACGCCGAAAUGUUCGACAUAGACUCGCAGCUCGUUCAGUGGUGGAACAAUCUUCCUGCGAUUCUAAAAGAUUAUGAACCCUGCCCGGAGUCGAUGUAUGCCGUGCGUACCGUCAUGCGCUGGCGAUAUAAAAACCAGCGCAUGCUAUUAUACCGACCCACGCUUCUCAACUACGCUAUACGAAGAAUCCCAUUCAUGGCUGUCCGAGCUGAGGAGCGUGCUGCAAUAAAAAACUGCAGCGAAAUCGCAAAGUCCUUGAUCCAGGAUAUCUCAAUAACAGCGCCGUUGAAUAAUAUGAUUGGCUGGAAUGCAGUGUGGCUUUUAUUCCAGGCCACGAUGGUUCCGCUAGUCUGUCUUUCUCUCGGCCCAACACAUGAUGUCUCUUCUGAUCUGUCUGAUGACUGCAAGGCACAGGUCGACACGGCUAUAAUGACCCUCGACCGUUUGAAACCUUACGGACAUACAGCAGAACGCUCACGAGAAGUCAUUUCUCGCAUCCUGGAAGCCAACAUGCAAAGUCCCAAUGGGGAGUCAUUUGACGCCAGUGCAAGUCAAAUUGGUGGGCAGGAUUUCCCAUUCAUGAACAUUUUGACCAACUCGCAAAGUUUCGGUCAGGAUCAGUUGGCAGAUCGGAUGACUGCAGGAUUUGGGAACGGCUGGUCAGAGUCCAUGUGGGAAUAUCUGAGUUGGGAAUCCAGUGAUCUCUGGCCAGAGAUUUCUAAGCUAAAUGGGCAGAACGAGGUGAUGCCAUUCUUAGACACCGUCGACGCUGAGAUGUGAAACCUUCUGCAGGUGGAAUUGUAUUAUAUCAUUUUCUUGAAUUGACUACAAAGCGGUUUUACCUUACGAAAGGAAGAAGAAC
Molecule: messenger RNA, 2660 nt
Organism: Penicillium brasilianum
Lineage: Eukaryota; Fungi; Ascomycota; Eurotiomycetes; Eurotiales; Aspergillaceae
Source: the annotation of a GenBank genome assembly